CCGGGUCAACGCCACUCUCUAAACCAUCUGGAUAAUUUCAAAUGUUAAACUCCUCUUUCACCUGUGCGAUGUUCGAUGCGUGUGUAUUUGCAUUAUAUGGUCAUUUCGCCCUCUGCUCAUCCGCUUAUUAGCGGUUAAGUGCGGGUCGCUUCUGCAGAAAAAAGUUCAUCUAGACACCGGACAGUUGUGAUAAAUCUUCAUCUUUGCGAUCUGAGACUUCAUAUCGAAUCGCAGAAACAUGGCCAUAAUAGGGAGACUCUCCACCAAAGGCUCAGUGCUGUUUCUGUGUGACAUGCAGGAGAAAUUUAGACCCGCGAUCUACCAAUUCACAAAUAUUGUGAGCAAUGCCGCAAGAUUACUACAGGCAUGUCAAAUCUUGAACAUCCCCCAGAUAUUGACAGAGCAGUACCCCAAAGGUCUGGGCCCCACGGUUCCUGAACUGGGUGCAGAUGGGCUAAAGCCUCAUGAAAAGACCAGUUUCUCCAUGCUGACAGACAGUGUGAAGAGCUCACUGAAGACCCUGGGAGAUCCUCAGCAGGUCAUUCUGUGUGGCAUUGAGGCUCAAGCCUGCAUCGCGUGCACAACCUUUGAUCUCCUCGAGCAAGGCAUGGAGGUUCACAUUGUAGCAGAUGCGGUCUCUGCUCGAAGCCAAACAGAUCGGCUUUUUGCACUGUCUCGACUGAAGCAGAGUGGAGCGUUUCUUACCACCACAGAGGGAGUUUUAUUACAACUAGUGCAGAAUGCCAAGCACCCCAACUUUAAAGAAAUCCAGAAGCUCCUGGCCCACCCCUCCCCUGACACAGGCCUGCUGGCCUUAUACAGCUCUCUGUAGUGCCAGCCACACACACCACACCCUACAGACAUGAGUACAUAAAUUACUGUAAUUUAACAUAAACUCUUGAAUAUUGCGCUGUUGCAUUUUCAAAUAAUCGUAUUUUCAAAGAAACUAAAUAUUUAAAACGGUGUAAUAAAGGCUGUAAUAUAUGUUUAGUUAUUCAGUAUUAAGAAAUAAAAACAAAAUGAAACAACCAAAAUUAGCAGUUAUUCUGUAUUAUAUUUUCUGCAAACAUUGCAUAUGAAAAUCUAAAUAAAUUCUGGCAUAAUUUCUUUA
Triplophysa dalaica is the source of this 1111-nucleotide messenger RNA. It is a transcript of the gene isoc2, whose product is annotated as isochorismatase domain containing 2. Gene Ontology annotation, cellular component: cytoplasm. The transcript has 8 exons. The coding region runs from base 239 to 832 and encodes 197 amino acids. NCBI's taxonomy places the organism in Eukaryota, Metazoa, Chordata, Actinopteri, Cypriniformes, Nemacheilidae. The record is from RefSeq and is a predicted model, not a curated record.